Messenger RNA from Pecten maximus, 2558 nucleotides. RefSeq names its product E3 ubiquitin-protein ligase TRIM23-like. Gene Ontology annotation, cellular component: plasma membrane; cytoplasm. NCBI's taxonomy places the organism in Eukaryota, Metazoa, Mollusca, Bivalvia, Pectinida, Pectinidae. The transcript has 9 exons. The coding region runs from base 915 to 2141 and encodes 408 amino acids. Gene Ontology annotation, biological process: vesicle-mediated transport; intracellular protein transport. The record is from RefSeq and is a predicted model, not a curated record. Gene Ontology annotation, molecular function: GTP binding; GTPase activity.
UCAAAAAUGAAUAUAUAGGCAUUUCAUCACUUAAUUUCAUGAAAGUUCAUCAUAAACUGUAACAUCACUCAUUUCAAAUCUUAAAAUUGAUUCACAGUGAUGUGCCCCACUACUAAAAAUCAGGACUUAAGUCAAUCCAGACCUGUAGCAGUGGGGGGAAACACGUGACCUGUAACAGAUAUGGAGAUACUGAAAGUCGAAAGCAUCAAACUUACCGCGAGCUGGCACAUUCCCCCGCCAUUAUCCGACUUUUAGUGUUCCCAUAUCUGUUACAGGUCACGUGUUUCCCCCCACUGUGUAGGUACAGAUCGACUAGAGGACUGGCAAUAAUUCCAGUUCCAAUGGUUCAGAAUCAUGUGGACCCAUAUAUACUUCUAAAUUCUUUGAAAAGAAUGUUUAUGUUUAAUGAUUCAUUGAUUCUCAUUAUACAUAUGUGGUAUGUUUAGUUAAAUGGCAACUAUGGGAAAUGCAACAGUUAUUUGAAUAUAUGGAUGGUGAUUGGUUUCAUGAAUAAUUCGUAUCAAAGGACUCGAGAAUAAUUAUGAAUGUUAACAAAUAUGUAAAUUAUUCAUAAAAGUUCAUGAAGUUUAUUUGAGAUAUUUGAUAAAAAUGAUGAAUAUUUCCCCAUGAAGCUCAUGAAUACCAUAUCUCAGGGUAGCCAAAAUUUCCUCUGGCCCUGACAUUAGAUAUGGUGCCAGAGGAAACUUUACUAAUCUCUGGGGUACCUAGUAGUAUCCUUACCACAUCAUAUUUUAUUUUUAUUUUAUUAUUUUUCCAUAUUUUGUAAUUUAAUUGAAACCACAAACUUGAAUAAAAGUUUUGAUUACCAUCAAGGUCCUUAAACUUCUUUUCUUAUUUUUUUAAGAUAGUAACCGACACCAGCAUCACCUGUGAUCACAGAAUAAGUAGUAGUCAUGGGUGCGUUUGCAUCUCUGUUCAAAGGACUAUUUGGUAAAAAGGAGAUGAGGAUAUUAAUGGUUGGGUUGGAUGCUGCUGGUAAAACAACAAUUCUGUACAAAUUAAAGCUCGGAGAAAUUGUUACAACCAUCCCAACUAUAGGUUUCAAUGUCGAGACUGUAGAAUACAAAAACAUUAGUUUUACUGUGUGGGAUGUUGGUGGUCAGGACAAGAUCAGACCUCUGUGGAGACAUUACUUCCAAAACACACAAGGAUUGAUAUUUGUGGUGGAUAGCAAUGACAGAGAGCGUGUAGGAGAGGCCAGAGAAGAGCUGAUGAGGAUGUUAAAUGAAGAUGAGCUAAGGGAUGCAGUGUUAUUGGUGUUUGCAAACAAACAGGAUCUGCCGAAUGCCAUGAAUGCAGCAGAGAUCACUGAUAAACUUGGACUCCACAGCCUGAGAAACAGAAACUGGUACAUUCAAGCAACAUGCGCCACAAGCGGUGACGGUCUAUACGAGGGACUUGAUUGGGUAUCCAAUCAACUUAAGGGUCGGAAAUCAGUCACAGGUUUGUUGGUGGGUUUCAAAUCAAGUUUGAACCGAGCUGCAGACAAUUGGGGCCAACAGGCAGACCAGUUCUUCAGUUUUGUUCGCUAUCAGGCCACCGCUCCAUCAAUAUUCCUUAACUUGAAAGUAGUAGUCAUGGGUGCAUUUGCAUCUCUGUUCAAAGGACUUUUUGGCAAACAGGAGAUGAGGAUAUUAAUGGUUGGGUUGGAUGCUGCUGGUAAAACAACAAUUCUGUACAAAUUGAAGCUUGGAGAAAUUGUUACAACCAUCCCAACUAUAGGUUUCAAUGUCGAGACUGUAGAAUACAAAAACAUUAGUUUUACUGUGUGGGAUGUUGGUGGUCAGGACAAGAUCAGACCUCUGUGGAGACAUUACUUCCAAAACACACAAGGAUUGAUAUUUGUGGUGGAUAGCAAUGACAGAGAGCGUGCAGGAGAGGCCAGAGAAGAGCUGAAUAGGAUGUUAAAUGAAGAUGAGCUAAGGGAUGCAGUGUUAUUGGUGUUCGCAAACAAACAGGAUCUGCCGAAUGCCAUGAAUGCAGCAGAGAUCACUGAUAAACUUGGACUCCAAAGCCUGAGAAACAGAAACUGGUACAUUCAAGCAACAUGCGCCACAAGCGGUGACGGUCUAUAUGAGGGACUUGAUUGGUUAUCCGCUCAACUUAAGGGUCGGAAAUGAUAAGUUGGCAGGGAUGUGUAAUACUAUUUUACUGAAAUGUGUUAUACUAUUGGAGAAAUGUUUGUCUCAGAAGACUUUCUGCAGGGGGUGAAAAUUCUCAUUAUUUCUUAAGUCAUUUUUUUUUCAGGAAAAAAAGAGAAUCUUAAUAAAUUGGAAUACCUGCUUGUUACACUUUGAAUUUUUAUUAAUGUAAGAAAGUAAAAUGAAUCAUAUUAAGAAAUAAUCCAGUUAUAAAAUGAAUGCUAGUACAUGUAUUUGGCUCUGAUGCCCAAUUAUUAAUGGUUUAAGUUUACAAAAAUGUUCUGUAUUUGUUAAGUUACCUGUUAAGAUAAACAUCACAUUAACUUCAAAUGACAGGAAAUCUUUUUUUUUUAAAUUUUACAAGGGAUGCUUGUUUAUUUACUAUUUUGUAUUAUU